This is a messenger RNA of Erigeron canadensis, 1989 nucleotides long. RefSeq names its product heat shock 70 kDa protein 18-like. Gene Ontology annotation, cellular component: cytoplasm. Gene Ontology annotation, molecular function: ATP-dependent protein folding chaperone; misfolded protein binding; heat shock protein binding. The coding region runs from base 1 to 1989 and encodes 662 amino acids. The transcript has 4 exons. Lineage: Eukaryota; Viridiplantae; Streptophyta; Magnoliopsida; Asterales; Asteraceae. Gene Ontology annotation, biological process: cellular response to unfolded protein; protein refolding. The record is from RefSeq and is a predicted model, not a curated record.
AUGGCUCCAAUACGUGAACCCCCAGCAAUAGGAAUAGAUUUAGGGACAACAUAUUCAUGCGUCGCUGUUUGGCAACACAAUCGAGUUGAGAUCAUUCCUAAUGAACAAGGCAAUCGAACUACUCCUUCUUUCGUCGCGUUUACUGAUACGGAUUGUAUGCUUGGCAACGCGGCCAAAAACCAAGUUGCUAUGAACCCUACUAACACCAUUUUCGAUGCUAAAAGGCUGAUUGGGAGGAAGUUUUAUGAUGUGACGGUGCAAGAAGACAUGAAAGUAUGUCCUUUUAGAAUUGUACAAGGAGAAUAUGGGAAGCCAAUGAUCGUGGUCAACUACAAGGGUGUACAGAAGUUGUUUACUGCUGAGGAAAUUUCUGCUAUGGUUCUUAGGAAGAUGAAAGAGGUAGCUAAUACAUACCUUAAUGCCAAUGUGAAAUCUGCGGUGAUAACUGUACCUGCUUAUUUUGAUGAUUUACAACGCCAAGCAACGAAGGAUGCAGCUGCUCUUGCUGGGCUUAAUGUUUUACGCUUGAUGAAUGAACCUACUGCAGCUUCUAUUGCUUAUCGGCUUGAUAAGAAAGCUGGUAUCAGGGGUGAAACUAAUGUGCUUGUUUUUGACUUGGGUGGUGGAACAUUUGAUGUCUCACUUGUUACAAUUAAUAAAGGGAGGUUUGAGAUUAAAGCUGUUGGUGGUGAUACUCAUUUGGGAGGUGAGGAUUUUGAUAACCGAAUGGUGGAAUAUUUUGUUGGAGAAUUUAAUAGGAAAGAAAGGAAAGAUAUUAGUAGGAAUCCAAGAGCGUUGGCUAGGUUGAGGGUCGCUUGUGAGAGAGCAAAGAGGAUUCUGUCAUCGACACCUCUUACUUCUAUUGAAGUUGACUGUUUGUACGAUGGAGUUGAUUUUUCAUCAAAAAUAACUCGGGCUAAAUUUGAGGAGCUGAAUAUGGAUUUCUUUAACAAGUGUAUGGAAACUGUACAAAUGUGUAUGGAAGACGCGAAAUGGGUGAAAAGCAUGGUCAGUGAAGUGGUUCUUGUUGGCGGGUCAACACGAAUUCCGAAGGUCCAACAAAUGUUGCAGGAUUUCUUUAACGGUAAGGAACUCUGCAAGACAAUUAAUCCUGAUGAGGCAGUUGCUUAUGGUGCUGCAGCUUUGGCUGCAAACCUUAGUGGUAAAGGAAGUCAAAUGAUUAAAAAGUUAACGUUAGUUGAUGUCCUUCCACUUUCACUUGGUUACAAGGCAUUUGGGGAAGUCAUGGCUGUUAUGAUUCCGAAAAACACACCCAUUCCUGUUACAAUAGAGCAUGUAGUGUGUUCAGUUUUUGACAAUCAAACUUCAUUUCAGAUUACAGUUUAUCAGGGUGAAAGAAGUAGACCUACAGACAACAUUUUUCUAGGUGAAUUUGUACUGUCUAAUCUCCCUCUUGCCCCAAGGGGUGCUACAAAAGCGACGAUUCGUUUUGACAUUGAUGCUGAUGGUAUUAUGAAUGUUUCGGCCGAGGAACCAACAACCGGUCAAGGAAACAACAUUACCAUAAAUAAGAGAAGACUAACAAAGGAUGAAAUCGAGAGGAUGUUAGAAGAUGCACGGAGAUAUAAAGUUGAGGAUCAAGAGUAUGAAAAGAAGGUAGAUGCCUUUAUCGUAUUGGAGUAUUAUGUUUAUCUCAUGAAAACAAAAUUGAGGGAUGAAAAUAUCAGGAAGAUGUUAAGUAACGAAGAUUUCUUAAUGAUGGUUGAUGUGGUAACCAAUGCGAUGCAGUGGCUUCAUGUAAAUAAGCUAGCAGAAGCCAGUGAGAUAGAAGACAAGAAGAAGGAACUGGAAUAUGUAUGGAACUCUGUAGUUGGCCUUGGUCAGUCAACAGCUUCACUUUAUCAGAUGCCACGUUUCUCACACAUUACAGAAUUCUGGGAGCUGUUGCGGCUUGCAGGGGCCUUUGCCUGUAUUGCUAUGCUGUUGGCCCGUGAAAAGCAUGUUGUAGAUGCUCUUCACCGGGCCUGA